GUGAAACAAAUGCCUUCGUUAAUGACAAAUAUAAUGUUAUUUUUUCUUUAAAGUCUUUAUUGAAGAAUAAAAUAGCAACAAAAAAACUUGUGCCUCGAAAAACAGACGACGAGGCCGUUUAAACUCCGCCACAGAUAAAUCCAGUUUGAAGUAAAUCCGUGUUGCUGUCUCCACAGGUUACUGACCCCAGAGGAAGAAGAAGGGGGAAAGGAUUUCAGCGAGUCUUAAUAUCAACCGAAACCACCGACACCGGCGUCUAAUAGAAAAGAGAAAAACAUUUGGAAGCCUGUUCUAUCUGAGACGAAGUUAAUGAAAGUUUAUCGCAUCUUUGUCUGCGGGUUCUUGUGUGGUCGUCCUGUGAGCGGUCAGCUCUGCAGAGGAGAGGGGCACCAGUGACGUCACGGUGCAUUUCUGAGUGGACCCAGAUUGCUGACCUGCUGCAGGAAGCAAGCACAUCACCAAAAAGCAGAGGAGGGCAGACAGUUGAAGCCAAAGGAGAAGAAAGGGCAGGUGUCUGAUGGUGGAAGAUCAGGGGACCAAAACUGAAAAAUCAACAGCUGGAAUAGAAGAUGGGUGGACGAGUGAGCUGCUGGCUGCUGCUCACACUGUCUCUGAAAGGUGUUCUUGCAGGUGAUUGGUCAGUUAGUCUUCCCUCCAAUCCUAUUUCUGCUGUGAUUGGUUCCUCUGUGGUUCUCCCUUGUUCCUAUGACUUCCCUUCUUCUGAGGCUGAGAGACGGCUCUCUGCUCAGGGUGGAGGAGGAGGAGAGGGAGAGGGACAACAGUACAACGUUUCGACUGAGAUCUGGUGUCUCGAAAACAAUCGCUGUAUCACAUCAAGAUAUGUCUUCCACAGUGCCGGUAUAUUCCCACAUCCAUCCUACCAGAACAGGGUGGAGUACCUACAACCAGGAACCAAAAACUGCUCUCUGAGGAUUUCUGACCUGAGGAAGUCAGACAGUGGAGCGUAUGUGUUUUACCUCAUCACAAGCCACCCCACUCAGAAGAUGCCAGAGCAGAAAGGAGUACAGCUCCUAGUGGCAGACUCCUCCAGUGCAGUCACGGUGUCAGCGAGUCCCUCCAGUGACAUCACAGAGGGCGUGACCCUGCGUCUGGCCUGCGGCAGCCCUGCAGCCAGUCCCCAGGCCCUCUUCAAAUGGUACAAGAGCACAAGCAGCACCCCGAGACACACUGGACAGGUGUGGGACAUCAGUGAGGUGACACCUGGAAACUCUGGUAGCUACUACUGUCAGAUACAGACUGGGGAUAAAGAGCAGAACUCAACAAUGCUGCCUAUUGAUGUAGAAUACUCUCCUCGCAACACAGCGGUCUCAGUCUCUCCUGCUGCAGAGCUACAGAACGGGCUUCCUGUGACUCUGACCUGCAGCAGCGAUGCUAACCCUCCUGUCCACACAUACACCUGGUACCAGGGGGCAGCAUGUCUUCUGGCAGCCGACAAAAGCUUUAAUCGAGGCAGAAAAUCUCCGGCUACACCUACAGGACGAGUCCCGACACUCAGCACUGCCAAUAUCUCCGCUGAAGAAUAUGGGCUGCACUGCUGCAAGGCUCGGAACAGACAUGGAUCACAGACUGACAGUGUGAAACUCACAGAUCCCAAAGCAACGGACCCAUCCGAGUCUUCAGGAAAGAGAUUGCUGAUUAUUGGAGUGACUGUCUGUGUUAUCCUGGCUUUAGUUGCCAUAGUGGCCUUUCUCUUGUCAAGGAGACAGAAGUCAUCAAGACAUCAGUCGUAUGUCCUCACAGAGACAUCUCCUCCGGCACCUUGAGGCUUCUUUCAGCACAAAUACUAGAACGCUUUUUUUCUGGAUUUUCUGGAGUUGACUUUUGCUUUAAGAGAAUACUCAAGCAAAAAUAAUAACUAUGUAAAUAGAUUUACUCUUUUGGCUCUUAUCUGUUCAUUUGUUUACAUAAGCUUAAAGGUGGGGUAGGUAAUUCACUUCAGCAACACUUUUUGUUAUAUUCCAUG
Molecule: messenger RNA, 1984 nt
Organism: Notothenia coriiceps (black rockcod)
Lineage: Eukaryota; Metazoa; Chordata; Actinopteri; Perciformes; Nototheniidae
Product: B-cell receptor CD22-like
Exons: 9
Coding region: 570-1784 (404 amino acids)
Source: RefSeq, a predicted model, not a curated record